AUGUCUCUUCCCGAUUCAAUACAAUCACAGGAUAUUCCGCAAAACCUCGCGCCGCCCAAUCACUUAAUAGACGACGAGCUGGAUCUCGUCAAAAAUCUCUAUCUCAGCGGGGUACCGCCGUUCAUAAUCGCACAGGUCAUUCGUUGUCUCCUCAACGUAGAAAUCCGUACAGCUGCCUAUGAGGUUGCCUGCGAGAAGGAGAACGACGAAGGGAACGUUGGCGUUGCAAUAGACUCACUGGCAGACGUACGGCAUCGACUGAUAGCAGCCGCAAGGAUGGGAAAUUUAGAGGAAAUGAUGUCGAGUGCGAGUGCAGUUGCGGGAUGGAUAUUUCCAGGCGAGGAGCGGCAGGCCGGUCGACAGAGGAACGGGUCGGUGACAACCCAGGUCAGCGUUCCACCGUCGUAUACUACAGACCCUAGGUCCUGAGCGCAGGAAGCUUGACCAGAGGACAAUGGUUUAUUCACGCAGAUAAUCAAGAUGCAUAUCUUCUUGUUGGAGAGGUGAAUGGUCUCAGCGUUCGAUAUUCUUAGUAUUACAGCCUUAUUGAAAUGAGUUUCUGCGUAUCGUUCACUACGUUCAA
Messenger RNA from Coniophora puteana RWD-64-598 SS2, 583 nucleotides. RefSeq lists its product as uncharacterized. The record is from RefSeq and is a predicted model, not a curated record. The transcript is spliced from 2 exons. NCBI's taxonomy places the organism in Eukaryota, Fungi, Basidiomycota, Agaricomycetes, Boletales, Coniophoraceae. The coding region runs from base 1 to 429 and encodes 142 amino acids.